CCAUCGCCAAGAGGAAUCGAGAGGAAAGGAGGCGUCGUCGUCCGAGCUCACAAUCAGCAGACUCAGUUCUUGCUCCUGACACCCGCUACUGCCUGCAGUAUAUCUUUGCGUCACCUCCCUUCAGCAUCAUAACCAAUCUCGAAGCACGACCGGCACCUCCUUCCCCCUCCGGAGCUUUAUCUAGCGUCUUCAGCCCACUCCACCCUCCACCCACGCCUUAUCGGGCAUGUCCUUCUCGUGGAAGGGCUUCCUGGGCGUUGGCUCCUCUUCGUCCUCUUCCUCUACUGCGAACAACGCGUCCACCAGCUCUGCGCCAAACGGACAAGCUGCCAAUGCGUCGACGUGGGGAGCAGAUGAUUUAGAGGAUGACGUACCGCUGUGGGGUCUAGAGAACUUCGGGAACACUUGCUACGCCAACUCGAUUGUUCAGGCUCUCUACUUCUGCCGACCGCUUCGCGAUGCCAUCCUCAGCGCAGCGAUAGAGUCUCAACCCUCGGCUGAUCGCAAAGCAGCGUCCCCUCCAGCUCGACCGAGCACCGCAAGCGUUGUCAGACCAGCGGGCCCGUCAAGAGCAUCGACUGGGCUUGCAAAGAGCAGGCCGAGCAGCUCAGAUGGCAGAAGAGGGUCAAAUCCAGCAUCGCCCACCCUAUCCUCGGCGAAGCAGCAGCCGCCGGCCGAGCCCGACUCUGUUUAUAUCACACUGCAGAAGCUCUUUGCCUCCAUCAGCAAAGCCUCGGACGACCAUGUAGCAGCUGCGAGCGAAGAAGCUGCGGCCGCAGCGGCCGCAUCCUCAGGAACGUUCUCCAAGCCAUCAGCUCUGGCCCGCGGAUCAAAAGCGGCGAAGGCAUCGAAAGCGAAAGCUCCAGCUCGUCCAACAACGGCCGCUUCCACCAACACUAUCACCCCCGUGCAAGCUGGCAAAAAGAAGGACAUGGGUAUCAGCGCAGGCCCCGUAGACGCGAUAGUAGUCAAGAGCUUCCUCGCCGCCAUUCGCAGGCAGAACACUCUUUUUGAUACCAAUGCCCACCAAGAUGCGCACGAGUUUCUCAACAUCCUACUCAACUGCUUAGGCGACGAUAUCGAAGAGGCGCAGCGCAAGUCAUCGUCCACAGCCCGAGAUGCUGUGGCGACGUCUUCAAAUGGCUGCGGGAAGACGGUGAUCCAUAAGCUUUUCGAGGGUGUCCUGACCAACGAGACUCGCUGCCUCACCUGCGAAGCCGUCAGUUCGCGAGACGAGUGUUUCCUCGACCUCUCCAUCGACAUAGAGCACAACUCCUCCAUCACCUCCUGCCUCCGCCAAUUCAGCGCGAGCGAGACACUGCGGAGCCGCAACAAAUUCUUUUGCGACACCUGCUCCGGGCUACAAGAGGCCGAGAAGAGAAUGAAGAUUCGUAAGCUGCCCGCGGUGCUUGCACUGCAUAUGAAACGCUUCAAGUACGAGGAGUCGAAGCAGCGCUUCGUAAAGCUGGCAUAUAGAGUGCUGUUCCCCUUUGAGCUACGCCUCUUCAACACAGCGGACGAUGCAGAGGAUCCGGAUCGGCUGUACGAGCUGUUCGGUAUCGUGGUGCACAUAGGGGCCGGGCCACACCAUGGGCAUUAUGUCUCCAUCAUCAAGGUGGGGGCCAAGUGGGCAAUCUUCGACGAUGAGGCUGUCCACAUCAUUGAACAGCUGGACAUCAGCAAGUACUUUGGUGGCACGCCGGGAAUGGGCAGCGCGUACGUGCUGUUCUACCAGGCGGUGGAUCUUGACCGUGAAGCAUUGGGCUUGCCAACGCUCGAGCCCUCAAGGGCGGCGUUGGAGGCAAUGCGGGCUAAAAUGAUGGCACAGGCUGCCUCAGCGCCGCACGCCUACGCCAAUGGCGUUUCGCCGCAGCAGCAUGUCGUUCGAUCUCCCACCGCAAGCGAGCACUCCUCGCCCAAGGGCCUGCACUUGCCCCUGUCCCGCAGCCCAGCAGACAGCGUCUCAUCGUCUGGCCCGGGUGUGGAACAGCAACGAUCCGGAAGCUCAACGACGAGUCGACCCUUGACUGCAAGCCCGCUGCCCACUACCAGUCCAGGUGCAGAUACUCCCAGUGGCGGAGGCGGCUUCUUUUCGCGCUUCCGCAGCGAGAGUACGAGCAUCAACAGCAGCGGUAACAACAACAGCUUGACGCAAGCUCUCGAAAGCAGUCGAGGCGCAGUAGAUGCGGCUGUAGCUGGCAGCGGAGGCGGCAGCGGCAGCAGUGCGGGCGGUGCGAUAGAAGGCGGUAGAGAUAGAAAGGGCAGCCUCAUCCAAUCCUCUGGGCCUCCAGGCAGCAGCGGCGGUGGCGGCUGGCGCAGCCCAUUCCGUUCUAGGCAGACGAAGCGUUCAGGCAGUGUCUCUGAGACAGGAUCCGCCUUGGUUGGUCAAGCUCCUGGAGCGAACCCCUCCGCUUCUUCCUCGACCAAUUGGCUAGGCAAGAUGUCCGACUCAAUGCACUCGGCGGACAGUCGGCAGCAGCAUGCCAGUACCGCAAGACUGGCCAGUCCGACGAGGUCGAAGACGGAGCAUGACAUUGACAACGACGAGACGGGCUCGGCGUCAACCCACGGGUCUUCUGCCAUUAGUCGGGGUGGCGUCAGGACGAGCACAGCCGCGGGCAAGAUUACAAGAUCUGAGAGAUCGCCUUCCAGGCUGGGGCCGGGCUCCGCUGGAGCAGCAAUGACGCCAGGUGCUUCGCCUCCAAUGCCUGGUCCCUCGCCCGGGCAGAGCAAUGGGCUUCUGUCAGCUGCGGCCGCAGCGCAGCCAGCAGCGACUUGUAUGUCGCCCUCCUCCUCUCAGCAGCACAACUCGCCGUCAAAUGGGGACGGGUCUGACCAAGCAGCAGCGACGGCAGCGACAGCGCCCUCACCGCCCAAGACCUCGGCACCGCAACCAGCACCAUCAAUGCAGUCUCCCUCAUCUCCGAGUCAUCUCGCCACCUCACCUCCAGCAUCUGCCGCACCGCCGCCGACCACGACCGCCAGCCAAGAAGGCGCGACGCCCGAGACGUCGAACGUUGCGGCCGUCGAGAACGCGACACACCUUCCGCCGUCCCCAACCUCACAAGCCUAUGUCCAAACAGGCGCCUUCGCCCCGGUCCUCGACCGCCCGUUGACAAAGAAGGAGCAACAGCGUAUCGCGAAGGAGAGUCGAAGGAUCAGCGCGACUUCCGGCUUCCCUGGCGCGGGUUUCGAUGCGUCGGCAGGCGCAGGUGCAGCUCCAGCGGGAAUGGUGUCGAGCAUCUCCACCAAGGCUGCGGAUGGAAGGAUGGGCCUGGGCAAGGGCCUCCCCCCGCCGUCAGGAGAGUCGCCGGUCAAGCAGCCUUCAGGUCAGACGCCAAAGAGACGAAGCACAUUGAGUCGAGCACUUGGGUUUGGAAAGAACAAGGGCUGAGGGCGAAGAGGAAAGGAAGGUUGCUCGCAAUUACCUCAACUACCUCGUCUUGUUGUUCUUCAACUCGCGCU
Jaminaea rosea is the source of this 3465-nucleotide messenger RNA. RefSeq names its product cysteine proteinase. Bases 227 to 3394 code for a protein of 1055 amino acids. Gene Ontology annotation, cellular component: nucleus; cytosol. The record is from RefSeq and is a predicted model, not a curated record. The transcript is spliced from 3 exons. Gene Ontology annotation, biological process: protein deubiquitination. NCBI's taxonomy places the organism in Eukaryota, Fungi, Basidiomycota, Exobasidiomycetes, Microstromatales. Gene Ontology annotation, molecular function: cysteine-type endopeptidase activity; cysteine-type deubiquitinase activity.